GACCGAGAGAUCGCACAGCUCAAGGCACAGCUCAAGGCGGCCAGCGCCCCUGCGGUGGACGAGGGCGCCAAUGAUGCCGAAGACCCCCAGGGACGGCUUGCAGAGAUUGCUUCGCUCCUCCGUGCCUUGGGCUCAAGCACAGACCCAGCCAUCAUGGGCGCGCGGGAGGCCCUGUCCAAGGAGCGGGAGGCCAUCAAGCUGCGUAUCGUCGAAGCGAAGCCAUUCGCGGGCCAGCUCCACCACUAUACCACCCGCAUCGAUGCGCUCGUGCAGGCGAAGGACAAGCGCCAGGCCGCGCUGCAGGACCUGCAGGAGCAGCGCCAGCGCCUGGACGACAGGAUUACCGAGACGGAGGGCCAGAUCGCUGAGAUCACGGCCGAGGUGCAGGAGCUGGAGGCGCUGCGCUGGAAAGUCUCGGCCAAGGCACCUACGGCCGCACCUGGUGAGUGCUCCCUGCGCACGCUCGUGCCCGCGGUCGACAUUUCGGUCGAGAAGAUGGGCGAGAUGCUCCAGGGCCUGGGCGCGGACGACCAGCUGGCGCAGUCGGUGGCCACGGUCUUCAGCCAGCUGCGAGCGCUGGCGGACAAGGCAGCGGCAGCAGGGUCGGACGCAGCGCCAGCACCUGGGCAUCCUGAAGGAGACAGCUCCAGCGCAGCGUCACCCAGCGGACCUGCAAACAUGCCGACGGAGGGACAGCAGCAGGCGGCGCAAGACAGGCCUGUUCCCAUGGACACCGACGACCUGGACGAGCUGCGGGAGUUUCUGCGCAACGCCACGGGCGAGGACCCUCCGCAGGAGGAGGCGCUGGUCAGGGAGGCCAUCAAGCGGAUGGCCACCGCGAUGGAGACACUUCAG
Prorocentrum cordatum is the source of this 855-nucleotide messenger RNA. The record is from the annotation of a GenBank genome assembly. NCBI's taxonomy places the organism in Eukaryota, Dinophyceae, Prorocentrales, Prorocentraceae.